Orbicella faveolata is the source of this 2941-nucleotide messenger RNA. RefSeq names its product contactin-associated protein 1-like. Lineage: Eukaryota; Metazoa; Cnidaria; Anthozoa; Scleractinia; Merulinidae. The record is from RefSeq and is a predicted model, not a curated record.
UGUUACCAUUAAGCAUCAAAUUUCUCUUUCCUCAAUGAAACUCGCACACAUCGACCAACUUUCUAUUGUCUUUACAUACCCAUAGUGAAGAACUUAAGGCCGAAACAACUAAAGACGACGUCCUAAGCAUCAGUUUGAGAUCUCAACUUUGUCUGCCUACUAGCUUCAACGAUGAAGCAACAUGACAGAGAACCGAAACAGACGAACAGAAGACAAACACUGGACCGCUUGUGUUCUGCGUCAGGCUUGCUGUUGUCUGUUGUCUGUUGUUUCGUGCUUAUUCAUGUGGAACUCAGAAUACAAGAAAAUCAUCGACUGAUUUCACACUCAGUGACAAUUUGUGAUAACAUGGAGACAGAAAUCCUCCGAAAAGUAGAACAAAAUUAUGAACGAUGGCAAGUUAAGGCUUCAAGCAGCCAUUGGCAACCUACCAAAGGUGAACAGGAAACGCUGUCAAGAAUAAAACGCUCUUCACUCGAUGAUUCACUACAGAAAUCGACCCUAACAGCCUCUGAAGUACAAGUAUUGAUCAAACAAGAACUUGGUCUGCUGCAAAACCAAGUUUGUGCUAAAGAUCACACGCUCUGCCGUGCAGGACCAAAAGGGAACACGGGAAGACGAGGAAGACCGGGAACCCGAGGGAGACCAGGUUCCCCGGGGAGACCCGGCUCAAACGGACCUCCUGGUAAACAUGGACCAAUAGGGAGUCAAGGACCCAUGGGCAUAAAGGGGGACGUUGGAAUUCCGGGAGACCCCGGUCCCGUGGGACCUAGAGGCCCGCCGGGUAUGAAAGGUGACAAAGGUGACCCGGGCCAGUCCAUCUCGGCUCCCUCUUUGCUCCAGGGUCCUGUUGGAAUGACAGUCAAUGAAAGUCAGACAGCUAUCUUGAAAUGUACAGUGGAUGGUUAUCCAAGUCCAAAGGUCACGUGGUCUAAGCUGAAUUCAUCGCUACCUGUGGGUCGUCAUGUGAUAGAGGCCAGUGGCGCUCUGAUCGUGAAGGGCGUCAGACCUGGGGACGACGGAGUUUAUAGCUGUAGAGCAGAGAAUUUGCUGGGACAAGAGAGUGCUUCGGCGAAAUUAAAAGUUCAGUUUACUCCCCAACUUUCAUUGUCAUCCAAUCGAGUGAUGGCUGAAGAGAAACAAAACAUAAUCAUUGCCUGCACUGUCACUGGUCAGCCGCUUCCCAGUAUCACGUGGUCUAAAGCAGUUGGUGGCUUGCCUGAAGGCCGAACUGAAGUGAAGAAUGGAACCCUGACAAUCAACAAUGUGACACGAGGUGAUGGUGGAACAUACAUUUGCAAGGCAGAGAAUAUUCUGGGGUCAGCAAUGGGCAAGGCUCAGCUCAUUAUAUUCUCCCGUUUGCGGUUUAAAGUUCGCCCCCCUCUUGAAGUAACGUCGUCUGUGUCUGGUUCAAGUGUUUAUUUACCGUGUGUGGCCGAGAGUGACCUGAGAACAAUAAUAGCUUGGACCAAGGAUGGCAAGUCUUCACUCCCUGUAGGGAUCAAUGUUCUUCUGAAUGGAACAUUGCUUAUAAGGAAUAUCAGAAAAUCACAUGAAGGAUCUUACACCUGCAGAGCGACUAAUGCUCUGACGUCAAUAGAAGCCAAAGUCAAAAUCAAUUCUCCAGUUCCUGCGACUUCCUGUUCGGUGAUAAGAAAAUACGUCAGCAGUAUAAGCGGUAAUUACGUCAUUGAUCCCGAUGGCUCAGAGGGCCUGGCAUCAUUUGCAGUGUACUGUGACAUGAGUGACAAGAAUGGAGUUGGGGUGACAGUCUUGAGUCAUGACAGUGAAAGCAGAACUCUCGUGAGAGGGUAUAGCGGUCGUGGUAGCUACUCACGCGACAUUCAUUACUCAGGAGCAAGUCUCUCCCAGCUGGUAAGUCUCACCAGAGUCUCAUCACACUGUGAGCAGUUUAUCAAGUAUGAGUGUUAUGAUUCAGUGAUGUUGGGGUACGGAAUAUAUGCCUGGUGGGUGUCACGUGAUUCUAGUAAGAUGACGUACUGGGGUGGAGCAUCUCCUGGCAGUGGUAAGUGCGCAUGCGGGAUGACCAACUCAUGUGCAGACACCGGUUAUGGUUGUAACUGUGAUAAGAAUGACCGUGUAUGGCGUGAAGACAGCGGUCUCCUCACUGACAAGACAAGUCUGCCAGUUAAACAGCUCAGGUUUGGGGAUGCAAGCGGCGGUGACCAAGGUUACCACACACUGGGAAAACUAAGAUGCUAUGGUAUAGCGUAAAAAAAUCUUUAUUUCUGAUGCUGUACUUAUGGCAAGCUCAGUGGUUGUAAUAUUCAUCGUCGUUGUAAUUUGUUUUACGGUGGACAUAAACUUUCAAUUUGUAACAAAUACAAUGAGCCACACAGCAACCUGAAAAUCCGUGGAGAGGGAAAUAACGCCAGGCAAACAUUUGCGUCUGUUUAGGUAUUUUUUUGUACAUUGAGAAGCAUGUGUAAUACGCGCUGUGCCAAGAUAUUUUAACGACGUUCGCGCGAACAUUUUCAACAUUGAUUGUUUUCUGAGACUUUUACCACUGUAAGAUGAUGACUUUGUUAUGUCAGAAAUGUAAAAAAAUGGGGGUCACCGACUUCGUUUUGAAGAGAACAUGCGCUAAGAACACUCUAAAUCUGAAAAAAUCGGGCUUCGUCAGCAAAUAAGGCCACAGCUUCUGUAAGCCCAAAAAUAUUGCAAUUAGAUCUUUAAAGUGAAAUGUUCCCUGGCAAUAUUGUUUAAGCGGACCUAUUAAGUGAGUUUAGUCAACUGGUGAGUUCGCAUUUAGCGACCAUAGUUUCACUCGCCUUGCAGCCGCAAGAUGACUAGACUUUUUAUAAGUCCUUUCCAAUAAUAUUUCCAUCGUUAUUUUCGCCGUGCCUUUUCUGAAUCAAGGUAAGGUAAGGUAAAGUCUGCAUGUGAGCCAAGUAGCCCAUCAGGCCGGAGCUUAUCCCGG